GAAUCCAGCGGGCUAGCGAAGGACGACGCUGGCUAGUUCCACGUCGCGUAUGAGGUUCUCGUCGUGAUACCUGUGCACGCCCGCCGGCUGUUUGAAAAGCACGCCGUUCCCGCUCCUCGUUAAAGUUCACCUAAAGAAAUGACCAUGAAAGCGCACCUAGCAGCUUGCCUGUUGCUCCUUAUAUUGCAAGGAGUUGUCGGACCGCCGGUAGACAAAAGGAAAAAGCCAGAAGAGCCAGCCAAGGGAAACACCGUUGAAGAGCCUCCCGAUUUUGGCCUGGAGUACAGUCGCUACCUUCAGGAAGUGGUUCAAGCGCUUGAGGAUGACCCAGACUUUUCUUCUAAGCUAAAAGCUGUCAACAUCGAUGACAUAAGGUCUGGUAACGUGGCUCACGAACUUGAGUUUGUAAAGCACGAUGUCCGGAACCGCUUGGAUGAGCUCAAGAGGAUUGAAUUGGACAGGUUGCGAAAGCUCACCGUGCAGGCCAAGGAGAAAGAACUUGCAGGCCUGGACCGUAACAGCGUCAAGUUGCCCCACCACAUUGAUUACCAGAACCCACACACCUUUGAAAUUGAAGACCUGAAGAAGCUGAUUGUCACUGCAACGAAGGACUUGGAGGCCCUCGACGAGCAGCGCAAGGCCGAGUUCAAGGAGUACGAGAUGCGCAAGGAGCUCGAGUACCGAAAGAGCCUGGAGAACAUGACGGCCGAGGAGCGGCUCAUGGAGCAGCAGCACAACGAGACCAUCAAGCACCACAAGGAACACCCCGCCGUUCACGAGCCGGGAAGCAAGCCACAACUGCAGGAAGUGUGGCAAGAGCAGGACCACAUGGAUCCCGAUGACUUCAAUCCCAACACCUUCUUUGCCAUGCAUGACCUUAAUGGAGAUGGGUACCUCGAUCCAGAUGAAAUCGCUGCUGUUCUGAACUUGGAGGUAAAGAAAAUGUACCGGCCUGAUGACAAUGGCACUGAUCCAGUGGAGAGGAACGAAGAGGUAGAGCGCAUGCGGGAGCAUGUUCUUCAGGAGGGAGACUCGAACAAGGAUGGCCUGUUAAGCCACCAGGAGUUUUUGGACAUGACCCACCGGCGCGAUUUUGAGAAGGAUGAAGGAUGGAAGGGCCUGGAUGAACAGCAGGUGUACUCGGAGGACGAGUUGCGCCAGUACCAGCAGCAGCACCCAGACCUUCAGCUGCAGUACCCGUACCAGCAGUACCAUGGUGGUCCCAUGCCCCCUCAGUACCAGGGACAGCAGAUGCCACAGUACCAGCACAUGCCACCGCAGGGAGCUCAGUACCAAGGUCUUCCAAGCCACCAAGGAGUGCCGCCUCAGCAGCACCAAGGCCAGCUGCAGCAUCAGCAGGGUCAGUUCCAGCAGCAGCAAGGACAGUACCAGACUCAGCAUGGUCAAUUCCAGCCGCAACCUGGGCACCCACAGCAGCAGCAGCAGUUCCAUCCAGCAAGUGGUGGCAUGCCUCAGGUUGAUCAUGCCGCUGCACAGCAGUAUGCUGCCCAGCAUCAUGCAGCUCAGCAGCAGAUGGUUCAGCAGCAAAUGGCCCACCAUCAAAUGACUCAACAGCACCUGGCCCAGCAGCAGCAAUUUGCUCAGCAACCCAACUUGGCUCAGCAGCAUGUGGUACAGCAACAUGUUCCGCAGCCGCAGCACGCUGCAACGGGCCAGCAGCAACCAGCCGUCCAACAGCAGGUUGCGGGUCAUUAUGCACAACAACCGGCUGGUGUGCAGCCAGCGGCCCAGGUGGCUUCUGGCGUUGUCAUUCCUCAGGGCUCAAGUCAACAGCCGCCACAGCAUCAGCAAGCACAAGUUCCAACAGCUGGAGCACAAGGAGCUGCAGCACCGGCUGCACCAGGAGGUGCAGGACACGGUGCGCAGGUCCCAGUUCACCACUGAGCUCCCUGUGGUUAGAGAAACUCGAGGACUGCUUACUUGUGAAUCGAAAUCAUCACUGACUGUUGUUGUUGUUGCUGCUGAUGAUGUCUGUGCAGGCACCCUCAGACUUGGGUUGUGGUUGUAAGUGUUAUUGGCGGGGGGGGGGGGGGGAUUUAUUUUCUGCCACAUGGUCUCAUUACAACAGCACACAACUUGGCAUAGGAUUGCAAGGUUUGCAUUCACUACAGCACGGACAAAGCAGCGUACCUUCCUGCUUCCAAGUCAGAGAAGUGAAUUUCGACGUAGGCUGGCAUGAGUUUCAGUCAGCCACAUUUAGAUUUUGGGGUAUCAACGUGGGACACAGAGAAUGUGCCGUUUUCGCUGUGUUAUGUCUAGUGUCUGCAUAACGUGUUAAACGGGUUGCGAGCCGAAAGCAACAUUCUUGCUGCACUUUUUUUGCAUUCGAAACAGAGGGGAGGCACUGCUGCACUUACCAUUACAGGGCGGUGGGAGUUGUGUACUGUUGUUUCUCUACGGUCUCGCAGGAACAAGUGCAUAAGUGAUUUUACCAGGCUUUAACGUGACGCGAGUUUUGCGGAAAUGUGUAUAAAGGUUCUUCUCUAUUCCUUCAACUAACAGCACUAAUGUGAUCGCAUUUCAUGCAAUAUGUUCUGCUUUCUUGCUUCCUCUAAUCAUUGUGAAGGGGAUGCCAAUUGUACAUAUUUCUACUUAUAGGUUAUUUUAACGCACCUGGACGACUGUUGUGAUGGCGGUGGGUUUGACACUAAUGUUAAUACGAAUGAGGCCUUUGUGCACGUUUUUUAUGCAAGGGAAUGUAAAUAGGAAUGGGAAAGUAUUGUUUUUGGACGUGCAUGACAUUCACGGUGGAUUUGGAAUGUACAGCCCGGACUUAUGAGGUGGUGCAGCAUUUUAGGCAUAGUGAAUACAGAUGUCAUUAGUGUUGUGACAAAUUGACUUUGACACUGUCAACAGCAAUGUCUCUCCUCCUCGAGUUCGAAGCAUUAACUAUGAGAGAAGCGUGGUAUGCUGGUUUGUAAGAUCGUUACAACGAAUAAUUUGUUUAAAUCACAAAAGAUGUGUCUGCCUCAUACAGUUUGAGAAGAAAAUGUGCUAAGAUGUCAUGGUAUGAACUUGCUGAAAAUUAUUUUCACUUUCUGAAGGAAGGCUAACACCAUGCUAAAUUACAGUGGCAUUGGUGUCUAGUCAUGCGAAUGUGCGUUAGAAAUAAGUUUCGUUAGAAAUAAGUUUUUGCGAAUGUGCGUUAGAAAUAAGACGUUUUAAUGUUAUCAUACUUUUUGUCUUUAACACAGCAGGGUACAAGGCCAGCCAGAUCAAAAUUAGAAUUGCGCAGUGUAUUAUUCCCACUGAAGUUGGUAUACCAACUCUUAAAUUUACGUUUUUAAUAAAUAUGUUCUCGCCACACUG
This is a messenger RNA of Rhipicephalus microplus (southern cattle tick), 3330 nucleotides long. RefSeq names its product Nucleobindin 1 (gene NUCB1). The record is from RefSeq and is a predicted model, not a curated record. Lineage: Eukaryota; Metazoa; Arthropoda; Arachnida; Ixodida; Ixodidae. Gene Ontology annotation, molecular function: calcium ion binding. Gene Ontology annotation, cellular component: extracellular exosome; endoplasmic reticulum-Golgi intermediate compartment.